CGCCUUCGUCGUCUUUGUCUGCUGGAGCUGAACUUUCCUUAUCCUUCAACUCCUUUGAGGGUCUAAGGGCUCAGCCUGAAUUCUGGGAUGCUACUUUGACCUUCAGCAGUAACAUCCAAGUCCUAUGUUAGUAUUUCGAAUUUUAAAGUCACCAGUUCAAACAAGAAGAGCAAUGGAUGAUUGAGGAAGAAAUGUAAAGGAGGUGUUCUCCAGAAAAGGCCUGGGAAAUUUAUAAGUAAAUAAAGACACAACAGGAAAGACUUGUGGGUUAAGUCUCAUCCUUCUCCAUGAAAGCACAGCUAAAGAAAAACUCAGAAAACCUAGGUAGCAGAAAAGUAUUUCUUCUGAGCACAGACAUUGAUUCUUUAAGACAACUCCUCUGUGUAUGGGACUCAGUUUAAACGAGUUUGGAACAUUUAAUUUACACUUAAAUAUGAGAGAAGCUGUCUAAGCAAGAACCAUUAAGAAUAUAAUGAGGAUGCUAUAUUUCAUCCCAAUUUGUAAUCAGCUAAUCACAGGAUAACCAAUGUGAAAAGUUUUUCAUCAUAUAUUCAACUUUGUUAGAUAGCUGAGAAUUACUAUUGGAGAGAAACCAUAUGAAUUUACUGAAUGUGGAAAAGCUUUCAUCCAUGUCACAUGUCAAGAGAUACUAAGGAAUUCUUGUUGGAGAAGGUAUCUGUGCAUGAUAAGAAUGUUGGAAAGCCUUCAGCCUGAAUCAGAUCUCCUUCAGCAUGAUCAAAUUCAUGCUGGAGAGAAACCUUAUGAAUGUAAUGACUGUGGAAAAACAUUUAACCUGAAGCAAAACCUCAUAGAGCAUAAGAAAAUGCAUACUGGAGAGAAAUCACAUGAAUGUAAUGAAUGUGGUAAAGAAUUCUCUCGAGUCUCAUCCCUUACUCUACAUUUGAGAAGUCAUACAGGAAAGAAACCAUAUAAAUGUAAUAAAUGUGGAAAAGCCUUCAGCCAGAAGGGAAACUUGCUUACUCAUCAAAAACAUCAUACUGGAGAGAAAACUUAUGAAUGUGGGAAAGCUUCUAUUCAGAUGCCAAGCCUUAUUAAACACCAGAGAAAUCAUAUUGGAAACAAACCCUAUGUAUGUAAGGAAUGUGGCAAAGCCUUCAAUGGAAAAUCAUAUCUCUCUGAGCAUGAGAAAAUUCAUACAGGAGAGAAACCAUUUGAAUGUAAUCAAUGUGGAAGAGCCUUCAGCCAGAAGCAAUACCUCGUUAAACAUCAGAAUAUCCAUAGUGGAAAGAAACCCUUUAAAUGUAAUGAGUGUGGAAAAGCCUUUAGCCAGAAGGAAAACCUCAUUAUCCAUCAAAGAAUUCAUACUGGCGAGAAACCUUAUGAAUGUAAAGGGUGUGGGAAAGCUUUCAUUCAGAAGUCAAGCCUCAUUAGACACCAGAGAAGUCAUACAGGAGAGAAACCUUAUAUAUGUAAGGAAUGUGGAAAAGCCUUCAGUGGGAAAUCAAACCUCACUGAGCAUGAGAAAAUUCAUAUUGGAGAGAAACCCUAUAAAUGUAAUGAAUGUGGAACAAUCUUUAGGCAGAAGCAGUACCUCAUUAAACAUCACAAUAUUCAUACAGGAGAGAAACCCUAUGAAUGUAAUAAAUGUGGAAAAGCCUUCUCUCGAAUCACAUCUCUCAUUGUACAUGUGAGAAUUCAUACAGGUGAUAAGCCUUAUGAAUGUAAAAUAUGCGGGAAAGCCUUCUGUCAAAGCUCAUCUCUUACUGUGCAUAUGAGAAGUCAUACAGGUGAGAAGCCCUAUGGUUGUAAUGAAUGUGGGAAAGCCUUCUCUCAGUUCUCAACUCUUGCUCUGCAUAUGAGAAUCCACACUGGAGAAAAACCUUAUCAGUGUAAUGAAUGUGGAAAAGCUUUUAGCCAGAAGUCACAUCAUAUUAGACACCAGAGAAUUCAUACUCAUUAAAACUCUAUGAAUGCCUUGAAUUUGGGAACACCUUCAAGAGAAUUCGUAUUAAACAGUAUAUCAGAAAAUUCAUUUUACAGUAAAGUCACAUGAAUGUGGAAAAUCCUUCAGCAACAGCUCAAAAUGUAAUAUACUGAGAAUUUAAUAACUAUCACAGUAUCAUGAAAACCUACACCCCAAGACCCCCACAACAAACAUUGUUCCUGCUGUACUUUUAGGAGCAUUCUCAUUAAAGUAAGGAUCCAGUCAUGGACACUAAUCAACAUGGUUCUGGAAGGCCUACUUGAUGCAUUCAGACAAAGAUAUGCGAGGUAUUAAGAUGUGAAAUUAAGAGACAAAAUUGUCUUUUUUUUUUUCCGGUAUGUGGGCCUCUCCUGUUGCAGAACACAGGCUCUGGACGCGCAGGCUCAACGGCCAUGGCUCACGGGCCUAGCCGCUCCGCGAUAUGUGGGAUCUCCCCAGACCGGGGCACGAACCCAUGUCCCCUGCCUCGGCAGGCGGACUCUCAACCACUGUGCCACCAGGGAAGCCCAAAAUUGUCAUUUUUUUGUUACAUGUUUUGCUACAUGUAUAGUCAUCAAAAUUAUUUGCUCUUGAUGCAGUAAUAGAAAACAAAGAUUGUGACAGAAUAUUAUAUCCAGAAACAUAUGCAUAUCUUUAUGGGGAAUUAGCAAUUGAUAGAGGUGGUAAUCACAAGUUGGUAGGAAAAUCUGGAUGAUUUAAAAAAUGGUCUCAGGGUAAUUGACUCUUCAUAUGGAAAAAUAUUAGAUCUUUGCUGUUGUUAUACAUUAAAGUAUUUAUUUAAAAAUCCAAAAGUGUUGUGAAGAUUAGAAUGCAAAGAGCAAAACUUAGUAAUAUAAGAAUUUUAUAGGAGAAUUUUUUCAAACCUCAGGGUAGGAAAGAAUUUCGAAAACAGAUUCCAGAAUACCCACUCUUGAGUAUACACACAUAUAGUGAAGAAACUGAUACAUGUACCCAGGGAGUCCUGUACCUUUAUGUUCAUUGCAGCAUGAGUUAUAUUAGCAAAAUAUUGGAAACAAAUGUCUGUCACUUUUGAAAUGGAUGAAUAAAAUGUGAUACAGUCACACUGUAUAAUAUUCUCUAGUAGUUAAGUUUAACAAAUUAAAUCUAUAUGUAUUAAUAGAGAAAGAUAUGAAAAUCAUGUAGAGUGAAAACAAAUGAAGUGAAUAUAUUAUAAUUAUACCUG
Messenger RNA from Lagenorhynchus albirostris (white-beaked dolphin), 3128 nucleotides. RefSeq names its product zinc finger protein 260 (gene ZNF260). The record is from RefSeq and is a predicted model, not a curated record. Gene Ontology annotation, molecular function: DNA-binding transcription factor activity; RNA polymerase II cis-regulatory region sequence-specific DNA binding. Gene Ontology annotation, biological process: regulation of transcription by RNA polymerase II. Lineage: Eukaryota; Metazoa; Chordata; Mammalia; Artiodactyla; Delphinidae. The transcript has 3 exons. The coding region runs from base 683 to 1921 and encodes 412 amino acids.